AUGACUGAUAUGAGAUGCAUGAGAUAUUUUCUUGGCGUGGAAGUCACACAAACUUCAAAUGACAUUUUUAUCUGUCAAAGGAAGUAUGAUAAUGAAGUACUUGAAAGGUUUCGUUUACGAAAUUGCUCAUUUGUCAAUAAUCCAAUUUUUCCAGGGUGCAAACUCACAAAGGAUGUUAGAGGGUUGAAGGUUGAUGCUACCAUAUACAAGCAAAUGGUGGAAAGUCUUAUGUAUUUAACUGCCACUAGGUCGUAUCUGAUAUAUGUUGUAAGUCUGGUGACUCGUUUCAUGGAAGCUCCAACGACUAUGCAUCAACAAGUUGUGAAAAGGAUUCAGCGCUACUCAAGAGGAACCACUGAAUUGGGGUUGCUUUACAAAAGAGAAGAAGAAGAGAAUUUGUUAGCUUCCUGGGACAAUUACUAUGCCAGAGAUCUUGAAGACCGAAAGAGCACCUCAGAGUAUGUUUUUAAGAUGUCGAAUGGAUUAGUUGUUUGGAGUUCUAAGAAGCAGUAUGUGGUCUCGUUGUCCACCACUGAGGCCGAAUUUAUUUCUGCAGCAGCCUGUGCUGCUCAACGCAUUUGGAUGAUGCAUGUACUUGAGAGGUUGGGGAUUAAGCAAAGUAAGUGCAUUAUCUUAUGUGAUAAUAGUUCAACGAUUAAACUUUCGAAGAAUCCUGUUAUGCAUGGUAAGAGUAAGCAUAUUCAUGUUCGAUUUCACUUUCUUCGUGAGUUGACAAAUCAAUGA
Molecule: messenger RNA, 744 nt
Organism: Lathyrus oleraceus (garden pea)
Lineage: Eukaryota; Viridiplantae; Streptophyta; Magnoliopsida; Fabales; Fabaceae
Product: secreted RxLR effector protein 161-like
Exons: 1
Coding region: 1-744 (247 amino acids)
Source: RefSeq, a predicted model, not a curated record